AAAGAAAUCCCCCGCCUAGCAUCUAGGAAUAGCAAAGACCGGCUCCUUCGUUCCCGCAAGGGCGACAUCCGUUGUCGACGAGGAUUCCUAUCACAUUCACAACACUUUCUUACCUCUACUCAGAAAAAAAAAAGACAAACCCAGCCAACAUGUCGCUCGACAAGCAAAAGGGUGUUAUUUACCUGAACAAGACCCACGAUCAGUUCGCAAACCUCCUCCCCGACACGGGCCCGGCACAGAUUCUUAAGAACAACCGCCCACCCGGGGGCAAUCUCCAACUAGAAUACGACUUGAGCCCCAAGCACUACCGCAGUUGGAACCAUCUCGGGUUUAACUUGCAAGAACGGGUGUUCCACCGGUAUAAACACGGCGGGGAUGGGACGAGGAAACAAAUUUACCACCAGAACGCGAGUACAACCCCGGGGGAGCGGCCGACGGAUUUGCGAAUCGUGGAGAACAGUGGGAUCCCGUUACCCAUGUCCUACCACAUGCUCCCUGGCAGUAGGAAUCGACGGAAUUAUGCCGGGAUUAAUAUGCGGAGGAGCUCGGUCGAUCAGAAUGCAGCGCAGCAGCAUGGCGGAACAGAAUUACCCCAUCCCCCGUCUUUCGGUAUGGAAAACAAGGGCCUGAGCAAUGAUCUCCCAGACGGCGUGACUCUCGAAGCCGUUUCCACGCCGAGGAAAUUCACCAUGCAGAAUCUGCAACAGUUAGGCAAAGUCCCCGGCCACCAGGGUUUCGACGCAGACCCGAAGUCGCAUGAAUCCAUGCACGCGGUCGCAGGUCAGGUUGCUGGGGGUGCAGCAACGACAACAUAUCCGGCCACUUCUCCAUCUCCAACUUCAGAUACUAGAAACAAGGAGAAGGAGCCGGAUAGCGAGCAACUCACCGUGGAGGGGUAUGACCUGCUCAAACGUAACAAUCUCAAACGUUAUAAUAGGGUUUCGGUUUUGUAUUUCAUGAUGAGCAUGACAGACUCGGAGAGCAUUCGACUUUCUGCAAUACAAAUUUCGCCACAUCAUCGUGUUGCGGAUUGGGGCUCCAGAACUUGUCAUGCGCAAUUCUAUGACAGUUUGCUAGAUAAUGCACUUAUUGCAGCACAAAUUCGAAUUCCAGACUCUAUUGCAACGUUUGAGAUUGUAACACCUGAGCAAGUUAUAAGGGGUACUACAAAUUUUUGGACAUCAGCAAGAAAACGGUAUUCGGCUUCAAACCUACGCUUCUCGUAAAAGACCGCCACCUCGGCAAAGUCCAGCAGCGCAAGGGGUUUCUGUGGACGCAUUUGUACCCGGUGCCGGCUGAUGGGGGGGUGUUGAACAUCCCGGCGGUUGGGAAACUCCUGGCAGCUCAACCUCCGGCGGUUGGUGGCGCAGGUCACCAGGGUCAGACAGUCGCCGGUGGAGCAACUACAGCCACAACUCCAGACUACAACUUUUUUCCACCUUUGUUUGGCAGAGCCCCCGACGGUGGUGGCGGCUUUUCCGCACCGACGACUCGUACCAAUACGAAGAUCGUUCCACCGCCCCCUAUCUACGACGGAGACAUUAGCGAGGCUUCGCUGCAACAUCGCGUGCAGCAUUGGGAGCACAGGAUCAGCAGGAUCUCCGCCGCUAAUGCGGAUACGCGUAUUUCUCCAAGAGCUUCUGUCGCGAUGAAAGCACUUGCACGCAUGAGUAAUAAAGGUGGAAAUACUAAACCGCGAGCGUCCGCUGCGAAUGCGGCAAAUUUGUCCAGUUCCGCCGCGGGGUUGAAUGCGUCGCUUGCGGUGUUUAAAAGCGGGGGAACUACAAGUACAACUGGAACUACCGGCGCGGGUUCGCGAAGCCUCAGCCCGGAGGAUUACAUAAAGUAUGCAUUGCAAAAGUGUCGUAUUCGUAUAAAUGCAUUACAAAUCCCCUGAGCAUGAGAAAUGAAAUUUGUAAUGCGGAUUUACCUUAAGAAGAAGAUUUGUAUUGCAUGACUGCAGUACGAGUGCGAUACUUUUGCACAGGAUAUAAAGCAGCUUGCGACAAACUCGUAUAGCAGUGCAACACCUCCGAAGCCUGUGCCUGCUGGUGGUCCAAGAACAAGCGCUGCGAACGCUAGCGGUAGGAGCCGGUUUGUUGGCGCCGCCGCAAUAAAUUCUAGUGCAGGAGUAAUAGGAACUACUUCAAGUGGAGUGCACGUGCCACCAGGUCGUGCUGUUGCUGCCAAACCUGACACAGUUUUGGCGUCGAAAGUAGAAAAAGUACAGCCCUACACUAACUUCUACGGGGUGCCAAGCCCGCCGAGGAAAACAAGUUCCCCACGAGAAGGAGGACCACGACCCGACGUGCAUUUCAGUAAUAUCACCCCCUCAGGGCCAAAGGAGGUGAACAUCUUCACGCCGAGGAGGCAAUCCCAGUCCGCGCCACCGGCUUCUUCGGAAAACAAAAUCUCCUCCCGCGGGCAUUCCGUCGAGAGAAAACUUGUACAUCAGCACACGUCAGACAAGGUCGAUUUUUUCGCCGCAUUGGAUUCUCACAGCGAUUUGUUGCGGCAGAGGCUGACCAAGAAGAGCGGGAACUUCAUCUCACACGAGCCGGUGAAGAUGAAUUCUAGUACAUUUUCAAGCAAAAAUCUAUCAUCAUCCAACGCAGCUGGAGCAAACAACUCGUCGGCAACGGCACUAUCCUCCAACAAAUUCGCACACGCAGUCCCGAAAUCGCAGAACAGAUCUGGCGGCGCUGGGGGUGCGAGGCCGAGGGCGAGCGCCGCAGGUGCUGUUGACAAUUACGCUGCGGGCGCGAAGGAAAUAAACAAGUACGCACAGCUGACGUCGCAACAGCAGCCGGGACAAGAAAUAGCUCCGCAGAAGCAGCCGAAAUUGAAUCGGACGGGAACCAACAUAGCAUCUGUAGAUCCAGAACCUACUAGCACAACUACAUCGGGAACGAUGAAGCAGCAGCCGAAACUACAAGAUGAAACCGCACCAAGCAAGGCGGGCAUCAAAAAACCGGAGCUGCACCGUACGGGAACCGACAUUGCAUCCGUUCCAGGAACAACUACAGGAACGAAGCCGAACCAACAGUUGAAAGCGAAGCCCGCGCUGAACCGCACAGGUACCGACAUCGCAACUGUUCCAGGAACAAGUACUAAACCAGGAACAACAGGAGCAAAGCCGAAACAAGCAGCCAAAAGUACUGCAGCAGCAAGUCUAAGUGCUUCUAGAGAGCUCUCGCCCUCCACUCCUUUCGCGGCCGACAUUGGAGAGCAGGUCAGCUCCCCGGCGACCUCGGCUUUUCCAUCGGCGAGAACAACGGCAGAUAGUGUCGUUCCUCCUCCUGCUGCUUCUUCUUCCCCAGCUGACCAGGUGGUAGAAGAGGAUGCUAUAAUUCCACCAGCCGGAACGAGCGAAACUGCGGAAGAGCGGCACAGCAGGAUCAUGAGAAAAGUGAAAAACGCUUUCAAACUGAUCCAAGUUUUAAUCCACCAAAAUCAUCACGGACCACCUGCGACGGGGAACAAUAAUUUACAAAGACAGAAUAGUCCGAGUAUGAUGUCGCUAACCGGGAAUGUGUAUCCUGUGCAAAAGUAUCGUACCCGUAUUCAUUGCAGUCAUGCAUUACAAAUCCUGUUCUUAAGGUAAUUCCGCAUUACAAAUUUUGUUUCUCUUGCUGAGGCAAUUUGUAAUGCAUUUUCAUUUAUACGCGCGCGAUACUUUCGCACAGCAUAAUGUGGAUCUGAAGGAAAACCGGGCCUUGGAAGCCAUGUUUGCGGGAGACUUCGGGAAGCAAAAAAUAAUCCCGGACGCCGACGCGCCCACCGCACACAUGAUCGUCGAUCGUGAGCAAGAGGAUGAGGCGGAGUUGCUGUAUUUAAUGAAAAAAGCGGUGGAUGCGAGUAAGGCAGUGGUGAUCCAGGGGGACGCGAACCCGAUGAGUUUAUCUAGUUUCAACAGCAUUUUGUCGAGCCAAAUGCACAGCUCCGUGCGGGAGGCGGGGGACAGCAUCACCGGCAGUAUCCCGGUGUCGAAAAUGAGCAUUUUGCAAAGCGUAAGCGCAGCACAGAACGCAUGGAGUACGAACGCAUCGAAUACGAACGCAUCGAAUACGAACGCGUCUGCAGGCGGGGCCUCUGCAAGUGCGGCGAGAAAGAGUGCAGACGAUGAGAAAACUUCCAAUGCGUCGAAAGCAGCUCCGGAAACGCUGCAGCAGCGCGCUACCCGGCAAAACGAGGAACUGGCUAGGAAGGAGAAGGAGUCAGAGUACUAUAACUACAAACCGGUAAUUAUGGGAGUGUCAGAAUCGAAAUCGACAAAGUCGAAAAACUUGUGAUGCAUAAAAUGUAGAGCACUGAAGGCCUGUAUUGCUGAGCAGGCAAAUGAGACCCAUUGCAAGCCUCUUUAGGGGAAGGCGAUGUGCUGCCAGAGUAGCAUGACAGGCGCAGUCUUCUUUGCCGAAACAGCAUGACACGCUGGAUUUUAGGGCUCCCGAAAUUUGUCAUGCGCCACUUGGAAACUGAGGCUCCAACUGGUAGCGUUAGCGAUUUCAUGCAUCACAAAUUUUUCGAUUUUGUCAAUUUCGAUUCUGACACUUCUAUAGCAAUAUCCUCUUCGAACACCUAUCGGCGGGAGAACAGCCCGCCGUCUUCCCAAAGCAGUGACCCCAGGAACGCUCUUUCCAUGAAAAAGAUGAAGUGGCAAAGGACGCUGGAUGCGAAUGGUACCAGAUCCUGGGCGAAGGCGGAGGGCGAAACUAUGGAAUGCAAAUAUGUCUGGGUCUGGAAAAAUGCAGGUCUGUCAUGCUUGGCCGACAAGACAGAACAGUCUGUCAUGCUUGGUGCGCUACAGUGCCACGACUUGUUUGUCACGCAAAAAGGCCAUUUGUCAUGCGGUUUACGCUAGACAUAGCCACUCAGAAACUUCUCAUGCGCGGCCCCCUAUAAUACGGGUGCUAUAUCAUUCGGACAUUAGCAUCACAACUUUUCAGACCCAGACAUAUUUCCAUUUGAUAGAAACUGCGAACCAUCAAUUCAGUUUGGACGAGGCGAUUUCGAUUAGCCAAGCCCGGGAGUUGAUGCUCGCGAAAGCCGGGAAUAAGAACAUCAGGGCUCAGGGGGUGGCGAAUGACACUUUUUUCGAACAAUUUUACGCCUUCCGAGCGGAUCAAGUACACGGGAUUGUGGGGAAAAAGGAUAGGAUUUUGUCGAAAAACAUGAAGAUGAACUCCGACUUGUUCGGCGGCAUCGGAAAUGAGGAGGUUUUAGAUAACACGGCUCCUACUACACCGAAUUUGUCAUCGAGGUUGGGGAGUGCGAGCGAAGAUAGGGGGGAAAUCAACGCUGGGAACGACGAGGAGGAAACAGCACCUCCUGUGUUGCGCUCUUUCGACAAUCGGUCGGCUUGGGAUGCCAACCCCAACGCGUCGAAAUUCGCAGAAGUCGUCGACGUUGUGUUGCCAAGCGGAAAAGGCGCUGCAGCCGCGGCAGAGAUCGACUACAGGCCAGGGAGGAAAUCGAAAAUAACCGGCAGUAAAGGUGAUGCUGCCAUUAUUAAUGACUUCCCUGUUGUUGACAUCCACAAGGAUCAGCAGUUUAUCAACGACAUUCUCAUCCGCCCGAGCACAGAGAGGACUGGUGCUGGAGGGAAGAUGUUGAAAAGCAAACAACUUGCAGAAGACGAACAAUACCCACCUUCCUCCGCCGGAGCUUUAACGUUCGCAGGAUCAUCGGGAUACAGUACUAUCCCAGGCAGCAAUUACGCAAGUGGCGGUUUCUCGAAAAGCGGACAACAACUUUCCAGCACAGCAACUACUAUGCAAUCCUCGAUCCAAUCAAAUACGAAGAGAAACAAACGCGACCGGCAGUACGCGGAGAGAAGUAUGGCUUUGGUGGACAAAAUCCGGGAGAGGUACGAUUAUCAGGAAAGCGACCAAGUCGGCAGUUUCUCCACCGGGAAUAGAAACGUCGGGAGGACAAGACAGAGGGGGGAAACCAGGGGAAGGGGGGCGGCGAGGUUGAGGAUGGAAGGGGAAGCAGCUCCACCACCUGAGACUACAACUGCCGGUGUUGAUAGUGGUCCACAGAGAACAAAAACUACAUCUUCCCGAACUACACAUCAUCACAAUAGACACCGAACCUCCUUCAAAAUGCCGUUACUAGGUUCCCAAAUCGAGGACAUCGAGUUAGGUUCUGAUGACCACCCGGAGGCCGCUCCGAAACCGGCGAAACCGAGCUACGCACCGGAACCGUUUGAGAAAGUGGAAGAGCAUUUUUUGAAGGAUUUGUAUGGAGACGAGGAGGACGCGAUUGCGCAUGAGGAUGAUCCGAAAGAGGCGUUUUUGGCGGAGUUGAUCGAUCAUUCGGCUGGGGUGAUUUCCGCGACUUCGAAAAAGGAAAAGAAGGAAAGAAUGGUCGCGAUGAUACAGAAAAUCAAAACGGAAAAGGGGCUGUAAAGUGGUGCUGCUCUUUUUAAAGUGCAAAGGAGAAUCGUCAAAGAAGCGCUCUGGUGCUUCUAUCCAGUACUUUGCUUUCGCUAAAGCAAUUCAGAAAAAGCUCUUCAAUAUUUUAUGUCGUGCCUAUUUUUCAUUUCCACAUGCUUAUCUACUGUGUAAACGAACUAGAAUUAUACUGUGUGAAAACAAUUUUUCCCUCUAGUCUGCGGAAUUGAAUUGACUACUUCAACCUUCGCUGCCGUGCGUAUGUUCUUGCACCGG
Messenger RNA from Amoebophrya sp. A120, 6671 nucleotides. Lineage: Eukaryota; Dinophyceae; Syndiniales; Amoebophryaceae. The record is from the annotation of a GenBank genome assembly.